Molecule: messenger RNA, 1393 nt
Organism: Balearica regulorum gibbericeps (East African grey crowned-crane)
Lineage: Eukaryota; Metazoa; Chordata; Aves; Gruiformes; Gruidae
Source: RefSeq, a predicted model, not a curated record
AUUGUCGAUGGCAAACUGUGGUUCCAGUUGGACUGUGGAAGUGGCCCAGGAAUCCUGGGAAUUUCUGGCAGGGCCGUCAAUGAUGGAAGCUGGCAUUCAGUCUUCCUGGAGCUGAAUCGCAAUUUCACGAGCUUGUCCCUGGACGACAGCUAUGUGGAGCGCCGCAAAGCCCCCCUCUAUUUCCAGACUCUCAGCACAGAUAGCUCCGUCUACUUUGGCGCCCAGGUCCAAGUGGAUAACGUCCGCAGCCUGACCGACAAGAGAACGACGCAGGUCUUGAGUGGCUUUCAGGGCUGCCUGGAUUCAGUCGUCCUAAAUAACAACGAACUGCCGCUCCAGAACAAGCGCAGCAGCUUUGCAGAAGUGGUUGGCCUGACCGAAUUAAAGCUUGGCUGCGUUCUCUACCCCGAUGCCUGCGAGAGGCAUCCCUGCCAGAACGGCGGGACCUGUACCAGCGUGCCAUCUGGUGGCUACCAGUGCAAUUGUCUCUCCCAGUUUACGGGAAGGAACUGUGAGUCGGAGAUCACAGCCUGCUUCCCAAAUCCCUGCCGGAACGGAGGCUCAUGCGAUCCCAUCGGCAACGCUUUCAUCUGCAACUGUAAAAACGGCCUGACGGGAGUAACGUGUGAAGAAGACAUCAACGAGUGUGAAAGAGAAGAAUGUGAAAAUGGUGGCUCCUGCGUCAACAUAUUUGGUUCAUUUCUGUGUAACUGCACCCCUGGCUAUGUGGGGCAAUAUUGUGGUCUUCGCCCCGUGGUGGUUCCCAAUAUACAAGCUGGACAUUCAUACGUUGGCAAGGAAGAGCUGAUAGGAAUAGCCGUGGUUCUGUUUGUCAUAUUUGUGUUGAUAGUCCUCUUUAUCAUCUUUCGUAAGAAAGUUUUCAGGAAGAACUAUUCCCGCAACAACAUCACGCUCGUACAGGAUCCGGCUACUGCUGCCCUGCUCAACAAGAGCAACGGCAUCCAGUUCAAGAACAUCAGGAACAGUGGAGACAGCAGAAAUAUCUACCAAGAGGUUGGGCCUCCACAGGUCCCAGUGAGGCCGAUGGCCUAUACCCCGUGCUUCCAGAGUGACUCGAGGAAUAACCUGGACAAGAUAGUGGAUGGGCUUGGCGUGGAGCACCAGGAGAUGACAACGUUUCAUCCCGAGUCCCCUCGAAUACUGACGGCCAGGCGGGGGGUGGUGGUGUGCAGCGUAGCUCCAAACUUGCCCGCUGUGUCUCCUUGUCGCUCCGACUGCGACUCCAUCAGGAAGAGCACGUGGGAUGCUGGGACAGAAAGUAAAGGGGUUGAUGACGCUGAAGAAGUGACCUGUUUUGCAGGAAGUAAUAAAGGCAGCAACUCUGAAGUACAGUCCCUCAGCUCCUUCCAGUCUGAUUCCGGUGAUGAUAAUG